Messenger RNA from Drosophila hydei, 1171 nucleotides. Its product is annotated as serine/threonine-protein phosphatase alpha-3 isoform-like. The record is from RefSeq and is a predicted model, not a curated record. Gene Ontology annotation, molecular function: protein serine/threonine phosphatase activity. Gene Ontology annotation, cellular component: nucleus; cytoplasm. NCBI's taxonomy places the organism in Eukaryota, Metazoa, Arthropoda, Insecta, Diptera, Drosophilidae. The transcript has a single exon. Bases 83 to 1156 code for a protein of 357 amino acids.
UUUCGUGUAACUAUAAUAUAUAUUAUGAAAAGCUUAAAAAAAAAAACACAAACACUUUGAAGGAACCAAAGACGGCUUGAAUAUGAGUCGAAAUGUUGAUCAGGGCGUGGGCACAGUUCGUCCAUUGCGCGGUCAACACAAUGUUAAUGAAGGUCCACGAAUUUCUGCGGCUAGGGAGUCAAUGUACUCAACCGCGCUAAAAAAUCCGAUCAUGGAAAUGAUAAGCAAGCUGAAAAACUUUCAGGCAGCCAAAAUGCAGCGCGUGCAGCUGUUCGAACAAGACCUCAUGAGCAUGUGCAUUGCGGCACGACAGCUGUUUAUGGAUGGGCCGAUGCUGCUGCACUUGGAGGCACCGCUGCGCGUCGUUGGUGAUAUUCAUGGUCAGUUUGGCGAUCUGCUGAGAAUACUGGAGCACUGCAGUUAUCCACCGGCCGCCACAUAUCUAUUUCUGGGCGAUUACGUAGACCGGGGCAAAAAUUCGGUGGAAACCAUAACGCUUUUGCUAUCAUUGAAGCUUACUUAUCCAAAUCAUAUAUUUCUGCUGCGCGGCAACCACGAGGCGCAGGGCAUAAAUCGCUUUUACGGAUUCUUCGACGAGUGCAAGCGGCGCUACACGGUCAAGCUGUGGAAAAUGUUCGUCGAUUGCUACAAUUGCAUGCCAGUGGCAGCGAUCAUAUCGGACCGGAUCUUCUGCUGUCAUGGCGGCUUGAGCCAAAAGCUGAUGGAGCUGAAAGAUAUUGAUUUGCUGACUAGACCGUGCGAUGUGCCUGACAAGGGUCUGCUGUGCGAUUUGUUGUGGAGUGAUCCGGACAUGACGGGCUUCGGCUAUACGCCCAGUGAUCGGGGCGUUAGCUUCCUCUAUGGACGCGAUGUGAUUGAGAAGUUCUUGCAAAAAUUUGACUUCGAUCUCAUCUGCCGUGCCCAUCAGGUUGUCGAAGAUGGCUAUGAGUUUUUCGCAAAGCGUCAACUGGUCACCAUAUUCUCCGCGCCAAAUUACUGUGGCGUGUUCGAUAACGCCGGAGCUUCUAUGGGCGUCGAUGAGAAUUUGAUGAUCACAUUUCAUGUUCUGCGGCCAUCCAAGAUAUUUGGGCAGAAGGCUACCAUUGAUCCCCUUUCUGCAAACAAUACUGAGAAAAACGUAAAGCAUGAGAGCUGAGCCCGGGCGCCAUCU